GCGCAGGGCCGCUUCGGGGAAAAUAUGGGGAAAGAUUAUUAUAAAAUCCUGGGGAUAGUGAAAGGAGCGGCCGACGAGGAUAUCAAAAAGGCGUACAGAAAACAGGCUCUGAAAUGGCACCCGGACAAAAACAAGGCGGCCAACGCCGAGGAGAAAUUUAAGGAGAUCGCCGAGGCAUAUGAAGUCCUCAGUGAUCCGAAGAAAAGGGAGAUAUAUGAUCAGUAUGGAGAGGAAG
Messenger RNA from Oncorhynchus masou masou (cherry salmon), 235 nucleotides. RefSeq names its product dnaJ homolog subfamily B member 4-like. The annotation marks the transcript as partial. NCBI's taxonomy places the organism in Eukaryota, Metazoa, Chordata, Actinopteri, Salmoniformes, Salmonidae. The record is from RefSeq and is a predicted model, not a curated record. Gene Ontology annotation, cellular component: nucleus; cytoplasm. Gene Ontology annotation, molecular function: protein folding chaperone; protein-folding chaperone binding. The transcript has a single exon.